AUGUUGCUGGCUCCAGGCACCCCUCCUAUUCAUGUUACAAAAGAUGAUGAUGAUUUGGUUGAAGAUGAAAAUCAUGAUGGGGAGGAGGAUGAUGGGGAGGAGGACGAUGGGGAGGAGGAUGAUGGGGAGGAGGAUGCUGAUAUCUCUAUUUUUGCUGAAGCGGACGAGAAUGGUGAGGAUUACAAUGUUUAUGGAAAGGUUGAAGAUGAAGAUGAGGAAGAUGAUGAUAUGUGUUUUGAAGAUUUCAAAAAGAUUAAAGGAGGAAGAUCGAAUGGUAACAAUAUCUAUGUCAACCAGAGUUUUGUUAGCAAGGAUGCACUGCUUUCAGAGCUGCGGUUGACAGCAGUAAGGCUUAGGUUCUCCUUCAGAAUAUACAAGUCAACGAAAACUCUCCUUGUGACAACAUGUCCGGUAAGUAGUUGUGAAUGGAAGAUCAGAGCGAAUGUGAAAUAUGGGACAAACACGUUUUGGGUAACAAAGCUUUUCAUUGAUCGUGUUGGAAUCAUUGAUGGGUUGAAUCAGCAGCAUAUCACUCAUGCAAUGAAGAACAUGUUUGGCAUGAAGCUUGAUUACACCACUUCAUACAUAGCACUUUUAUAUGCACAAACAUUGGUGAGAGGAUCAGCAGAAGAUGGGUAUUCGCGUCUGCCAUCAUAUCUCGAGCAAAUCUCCUUAGCAAAUCCCGAUUUUAUCACAGCUAUAGAACUUGAUUCUAUCAAUAGAAUAAAGUGUCUAUUUCUCUCUUUUGGAGCUUCUAUCAAAGGUUUUAAGUAUCAGAGAAGGGUGAUUGUGGUGGAUGAGACUCACCUAAGUGGGAAGUAUGGAGAUGCUGAAGAUGAACCUUCGUGGGAAUGGUUUUUCACAAAAUUGGCUAGUUGUGUAUCUGAUGAGCAGCCUCUGGUGAUAGUCUUCGACCGGCACACAGCCAUUAAAAGUGCGUGUGAUAAGGUGUUUCCUUGGGCAACCCGAGGAAUAUGUUAUUAUCACCUUCAAGAUAACAUUGUCAAAAAGUAUAAAGGAAAACAUCUCUUGUACUUGGUGAAAGGUGCUGCUUAUGCUCAUACGGUUUUAGAUUUUGACCAGUACAUGGCUGAGAUACGGAGUGCAAACCCGACCUUGCAACGUAUUUGGAGAAUGCCGACGUCAGCCUAUGGUCAAGGGUUUAUUCGAGCUAGAGGAUUUUCGAUUCAGUUCAUGUUGGAGUUCAUAAGGGAGAAACUAGGAAACUGGUUUUUGAAAAGGAGAGAAGAUGCUUUGAGUCUCCCAACUCAACAUAGUUGGGGUGUUGAAUACUUGCUUGCUGUUCGAUCGGAGAUAGCGGAUACGAUGACGGUACAACCAAUUGAUGGAUGGCGAUUCUUUGUGAAAGGUGGCAAAAUGGACUCUGUGGUUGAUUUGGAACAUGGAAAGUGUGAUUGUGGUGUCUAUGCAAUGGAGAAAAUACCUUGCUCUCAUGCUAUAGCUGCUGGAACAUCUGCGAGUUUGCAUAUCUCCACACUUGUAUAUCCAGUGUACUCAAAAGGAUUUUCUGUUUGA
Brassica rapa (field mustard) is the source of this 1536-nucleotide messenger RNA. RefSeq lists its product as uncharacterized. Gene Ontology annotation, molecular function: zinc ion binding. Lineage: Eukaryota; Viridiplantae; Streptophyta; Magnoliopsida; Brassicales; Brassicaceae. The record is from RefSeq and is a predicted model, not a curated record.